AUGGGUUAAUGUCGUAUAAUAUCGGUAGGUGAAGGUCAUCGCCGGAUGCCAAUAUCGUACUAUCAACGAAUUUGUGGUGCUGUAGCAUUUAUGUUCUACGUCAUAUAUAUAUAUAUAUAUUAUAAACAAUUUGUUGUCGAUCGUUAAGUUAUAACAUCUUUUAAAUGAUACGUUAUUUUCUCCUUUCAACUUUCAAAGUUGUAAAAAAAUUGAAAUAAUUCUUUUCAUAACCUCAUUUCAUCGAUUUCAAAGGAAAAAAUAAUUUGCAUCAUCAGAUUCGUAUUUUCAAUUUAUCUUUCAUGACUCUUAUUAAUCUAGUACCAACGAAUCCAAUCUUUUUUAAUAUUUCAAUAAACAAAAGUGCAAAAUGAUUUUGAAUGAUUUUCUCACGAUCAACGAUGCGAUCGAACAAACUUAUAUCCAGCGUUUGGUAUAGUAUAUACGCUAUAGUACGUUUAUGUUAUUCAACCAAUAUAUUUUUGGAAAAAAUGUGGCGUGAGAUUAGCGUAUCCUAAAGUAGCCGUUGCAAGGGAAAGAAACCUUUGUGCGUAGCCUACAAUGUUAUUGUAUUCCCAGCACGUAUAGGCAAUGGGAGUUCGUUAUUACGCCUACUUCCGGUGGUCGGUUCGUGACGCGGAGUCGCACAAGCUUUAACGGACUGUUCGAAUAUUUCAAGUAUUUCCCUCGCGAUCAAAUAUUCAACCAAUCGUUUACACGUUCUUCGAUGCAACAAGGUAUGCAACAAAGUAUACAUACGUAAAUCGUAUUAAUUAAAAAGAUGAUUUAAACCGUUCGUUUGUUUCUAGAAAUCGAAAAUGUAAUUCUUCAAACAAUUUUUCUAAAAUUCAUUGUCAAAAUACCUAUAUACCUGCAUCUCUUCGUGUGAAAAGUACAAGCCGCUUUCGAAAAUAUCGAAGAAGCCAAUCCCUGGCUGGAAUUUUAGAACAGCUGCAGGCGCAUACCUAAGCGAUAGCCGGCCAGCCUUGCCUCAGGUCUCUCAGAAACGCUCGUAAACUCGAUCCCUCGUCUCAACUCGAUCCAACUCGACUUGACUCGGUUUGACUCGAAUCGGGAUACAUAGAUAGACAAAAAUCGCUCUGGUUUUCUACAGAUUGCAGCCGAAACAAAUUAAGUAUGUAAGAUACUUAACCUGCUUUCUCAAACUCCUGAGAAAGCAUCUUGUUUGUACCGACUCGCAUAGUAUUAACCGUUUUCGUAAUACGAAAUCUACGAACGAGCAAUAUAUAAAACUAUUCUAGAGAGAAAAAAAUUCUUUCGUUUGUAAAACAAAUUUUUUUUUUUUUUUUUCAUUUCCUUCGAUCCAAUUGUUUUAAAUUAUUUCGAGAUAUUUAUUUUGCCCAUCGUAUUAUUAUCUUAUUAUUAUUUCGAUGUAGCAUUAGAGAAUAAAUGUAAGCGUUUUCCCUGGAUGACCAAUAACACGGAUUGCCUAGACCGUUUCCUGCGGCAAUAACCUUCCCCCUGGAGUCGAAUUAUCGUCGCUCUUUAUGUGCCGUUGUCGGAUCGACAGGAUACAGGUUCUUUAAAAGUAACCAAAGGCAAUUAAUUAAAGCCGGAUGCGUUGAUUGACCUCUGAAUAAGUUUAUCAGGGUUCGAGGAUCGAGAGGCUUGGCUCUUUCGUUCCAACGUUCGUUUGGAACCGAUCGCUUAUAAUUUAUAACGCGUCCACGAAAUUUGUUCUAUAUAUGUGCAUUAAAAAACACGGCAUAGAUACAAGGCUUUGAACGAUAUAAAAAUAAGAUUUUCUAUAUACGCGAUUAUAAAUAAAUCUAGUCUCUUUCAAUCUAUUUCCGAUAAAGAAGAAAAAUAACCAAGUAUGAAAAUAGGUGUAAUAGGAUCGAUAAUCGAACGUCCACGGAUACAAAGUCUCUUUAAUCGAUCGUUGCUCGGAAUUCCAGGUCAUCGAGGGGAGAAAACUCUAUAUCGAUGGAUCUUCUGCAUUCCGUUGAUUUUUGAUUUUAUGCGUGCAAUAAAAAAAGAUACAACGAUGAAUCAAACGCGUUUAAUAUGCGGGGAACGCGAACGAGAAAUUUGGUCGGAUCGGAAGAGAUGGAAUAUUCCUUGUUAGGAAUAGUCGAAUGCAAAGUAUAUACAUUACUUCUACACGUGUGUAUAUCACAGCAUGUGGUUAACUGUAAAAACGUAUAUCUUAGACUGGCUACGAGUAGCUAGCGUUGUCACCAAUGCAUGUACGUUACGAAUCGAAAAAGCAUCGUCACCUGACACCUAAGAAGCUUUGCUAAGAACUUCGGCACGACGUUCGCUUAUCUCUUCGCUGCGAACGAACAGCGGCGCAACCGGCAACGUCUUAUGGACAAUUCUCCUUUUCACCUUGAGCGAUAUAUCGAAUUACCUAUAUUCGACAACAAGCUUGACCUAUUCGCUAUUUCCACGAGUCUCGUAAACAAAGUGCGCACGCAAAAAUACUCGAGUGAGAAAUUUUCUUUCUUCUUUUUUUUUUUUGCCUACUUGCAGUGUUUUUUUUUUAAAUAUAACCUCACGACAAUGACGACAAAUCAUUAAGUCAGUUUCGGCUUUCGUAAAUACGUGUUUCGAGAUUGCUUGUGUCUCGAAGAAGCGCACUGCUCCUCGCAUGCUAACUCGUUGCGAAAGUAACAGUGGAAAAAAUGCUCAACUUACGCUUUUAUACGAGGAGGUGCGAGCGAAACGUAAAUAUGAUUUUAAUAUGUGAUUUCGAUAUAUAAGAGAGAAGGGGAAAAAAUUUUCCAUUCAAGAAUUUCAACGAGCGAGAAAAGCAGCGGAAUCCACUGGAUUUUGCUAUAUCACGGUUAUUUAUCAUCGUUCGACUCGGGGAUCUAGAUAUCGUUAGACCACGUCCAUUCACUUUGUUCGCGGGUGUAUCGCGAAAAAAAGAAAGAAAGAGAGCCGUAUUAGGUCAGUAGCAUUCGGGUGUUCGUCCUCGAUGGAAAGAAGAAUAAUAAUAAGAGGAAUUCAGCCUUCUCCUCCUUCCUUCUUAUCCUCGAUUCUCUCGGUUGGGUUAGGCUUGCCCCGAGUGACUCUUUCGAGUAACGGCAUCUCGGACCCAUCCUCUUCCUUCUCGUUCGACUUUACCACUCGCCUCCGAAUACUUUCAACAUUCGCGUUCACCGACACACACGCUGCUCCUCCUCCUCCUCCUCCUCCUCCGCCGCCGCCUCCUCCUCGUCCUCGUCCUUUCUCUUUUUCUUCUCUUCUUUUGCCCCCCUUCUUCCCUUUUUCUACUCUCUCGCGCGCACUCUACGUUACGCUACGCAACACAGAGCGUAUGUAUAUCCGCCUGUGCGGAUACGCAUUCGAGAAUUUAACGUGAAAGAAGAAUUCCACGCUGUGUGUACGUUCGUUAUCAUCGUGUUUUUCUAUGAAUUUCCCAAAACCUUUCUUUCUUUUCUUCUUCGAAACAAUACUCAUUCUCUCUCUCUCUCUCUCUCUCACGAUAAUGCUCGAUUGCACGGAAUACCUGAAUGCGUACGCGGCCAAACGAUCUCCUAUCUUUCCCGACCGAUGACGAAACACGUUGGAUGAGUAAUCGGUGAUGAAUAACGCGAACAUUAGCGAGACGAUACGGUUACAAAGCAACGCGUAAUCGUGUAGACGAAAGAGAGAAAGAGUUCGAAAAUCGAACGACUCAUUUUCACUCUUCUCCUCGCGGUAUAUUCGUGGAAAAUUAGUACGCGCUUUUGAAAGUGAAAUCUCGACUCGAAUAGUGGAAUGACAGUCGAUCCCCGCGCUUAAUGCAAGCUUUCCAAGGUUACAAGCAGAAUGAAGAGAUGAUCGCGAGCCUGUCGAUACACAGUGGCGGCGGAGGCGGCGGCGGUGGAAGCAGCGGAGGCAGCAGCGGAGGGCCGAGCAGCCGCGUGGGUCGUGGAUUGGCCCUUCACAGGUCCAAUUCGAGCCUGGAGCUUCCUCACAGUCCAGACCCUGCCUCUCGAGUGCCGGAGACUCCCCUGCGCAGGGAGUAUGGAUCUCACGGGAGCAUCGACGUAGUGGCACAGUCGGGAGUGAUGAUCGGGGAGAACCUGUUCGCCAUGCUUCAAGACUUGAGGCCGCCCGCGUCGGUGGCCUCGUCGACGCCUGACCAGCGGAACUCGGUUGGCAUGGAGUACCUGAGACGCGUGCCCGACGGCCAGUCGGUUGACGUGGACGAGGUGUGCGGCCCGACCGGCAACUCCAGCCCGAAACUGCGACUGAAAUUGCACAGACUGUGGGGCGCGAAGGCGGCGCCGCGCGCCAUGGAGGAGAGCAGCGGCUGCGGCAGCCCCGUCGUCUCGGCCGACGUCGAGGAGAGGCACAGAAGGCGGGCGUUCGCCCACUACGAUUGCCAGUCGCUCACAGCGAACCUCGGCUACGCCGCCAAGCUGAGGGGCAUCCUGCUCGCGCGCAGGAGGAACACCGCGACCGGCGCCUCGGCCGCGAGCUCCUUCAGGGCAUCCACGCCCGACGAAACCCCCGAGGAGGAUGCCGGCGACGGGAGAGGCAACGAGCUGCUGGAGUCGUGCCCCUUCUUUCGGAACGAGAUCGGCGGCGAGGGGGAGCGGGAGGUGGGGCUGACUCGGUGCUCCCCGGGCAACGGAGUUCACAGGCCGUCCCUGUCGUACGGCGUCGCCGUUCUGGAGCCGGGGCCCGGCGAGACCUCCUGGAAGCACACUUGCCCCCUUCAGAAACGGCCGCUCCCUAUCGAGAGCGUGGACGAGGGCGCCCACUAUUACCGACGCUACUUCCUCGGCCGAGAGCAUCAGAAUUGGUUCGGCAUGGACGAGCAGUUGGGCCCCGUGGCGAUCAGCAUUCGAAAGGACGGGAACCAGUACAGGGUGAUCGUGCGCACCUCGGAGCUGCUCACGCUCCGCGGCUCGGUGCCGGAGGAGGCGCUGGGCGGGAUAAGGCCGCAGGCUAGGGUGCCCACGAGGGAGCUGUUGGAGCUGGUCGCGCCCGAGGUGCAGCUCGGCUGCCUGCGCUCGGGGACGGCGGCGGCCGAGGAGGCGCUGGCCAGGCUGGACGAGCAGGGGCUGUCCAACAAGUACAAAGUCGGCGUGCUGUACUGCAGGUCGGGGCAGAGGACCGAGGAGGAGAUGUACAACAACCAGCACGCCGGGCCCGCCCUCCUCGAGUUCCUCGACACGAUCGGGCAAAGAAUAAGGUUGAGGGGGUUCGAGGGGUACAAGGCGGGCCUGGACACGAGGACCGACUCGACCGGGACCCACGCGGUUGCCGCGACCUACAGAGGGGCGGAAGUGACGUUCCACGUGUCGACCAUGCUGCCGUUUACCCCGAACAACAGGCAGCAGUUGCUGAGGAAGAGGCACAUUGGAAACGACAUAGUCACGAUCGUGUUUCAGGAACCUGGCGCGUUGCCUUUCAGCCCGCGCAGGAUACGCUCCCAAUUUCAACACGUGUUCAUCGUGGUCAGGGCCGUCGAGCCGUGCUCCGACAACACUCAGUACAGAGUGGCGGUGUCCAGAAGCAAGGAGGUGCCGGUUUUCGGACCACCGGUCCCUCAGGGCGCGGCGUUCGCCAAGGGGAAAGCGUUCGCCGAUUUCAUCUUGGCGAAAGUGAUCAACGCGGAAAACGCCGCGCACAGGUCGGAGAAGUUCGCGACUAUGGCGACCAGGACGAGGCAGGAAUAUUUGAAAGAUCUCGCGAGCAAUUAUUCCUCGACCGCUGUGGUCGACACCGGGCAGAAAUUUUCUAUGCUGUCGUUCAGCAGCAAGAAGAAGACCGCGGUACGGCCGAGGUUGUCCUGCGACGCGAUGCAGCGCGGGGCCAUAUGCUGGCAGGUGAUACUCGAGGACAGCAAUCAGAACACGGACUGUUACCUGGGAGCGAGCAUAGACACGAUCGUCCUGAUCGAGGAACAUUCGAGGCAAAUCGUAUUCGUCACUCCAUGCGUGAGCGUGCUGGGAUGGCACGCCCAAACCAACAGUUUGAGAUUGUACUAUCAUCAGGGAGAGUGUAUCACGAUCCACGUGCGCGGUGAUUACGGGGAAAGGGACGAAUUGAUGGAGAUAGUGGCUCGCCUGCGCGCCGUAACACCAGGAGCCCCGGCCACCGAACUAUCCUUGAAGAGGAACAGCUUGGGUCAAUUGGGUUUUCACGUUCAACCAGACGGAGUGGUAACCCAGGUGGAGAGUAUGGGGCUCUCCUGGCAAGCGGGGUUGAGGCAGGGGUCUAGGCUCGUCGAGAUAUGCAAAGUAGCCGUGUCCACUUUGAGCCACGAUCAGAUGGUCGAUUUGUUGAAAACGAGCGCUCAGGUCACUGUCACUGUGAUACCACCGAACAACGAUGGUAAUCCAAGGAGAGGCUGUACGCUGCAGAAUUGCCAGUACUUGUCGAGCAAUUACGAGGGGGACUACGAAAAUGUGACCAGUCCGGAUAACACGCCAACUCAGCAGGCAGCCAUGCCCCAUCAGAAACGGUACGAGAGAUCUUUCAGCCCGCCACGAUCGAGCAACAGUUCGGGUUAUGGGACAGGAUCUAGCUCCAGAUCGUUCAACGAUCCGCGUUUCCCCAUGGAGGGGACGAUGACGAGUAGUAGUAGCGGGCACAGCAGCAACGAAGAUCGUUGGUACGAGCUGUUGGAACCGCAGGAUCAGGAAGGUGCCGGGUAUCGUGCCAAUGGCGGCACUCCCCCACCACCGCUCCCAGCCAGGCAAUCCUUUCAGAUGAUCGGUCCGAAAUCGUGCCAGAAGAAGGAUAAAGAGUCCCAUUAUGCGAGCGCUAAACAAUUUUCCGAGAGUUCGAAGCACCACGGCCACGAUCAUUAUCCGAAAGAGAGCAAUUACGUGUCGCCGAAGGUGGUACAGGAUAACAUGAGACACGAGAAUUAUCAAAGGCAAUUGGACAACGCCCAUCGUAAUCAGGACCACGUUUCUUCCAAUUACGUGAAGCUCCAAAAGGAGAAAUACGAGAUGAAGCAAGAAAAUUUGUACGCGUCUCAGAGGGAGCUUCAAAAGAGCGAUAUGCAUUACGUGACUCAUCAAAAGUUGAGCGCAUCCAACUCUUUACCCUUGGCCCAGAACGCGGCUUACAGUCUUCCAAAGUCUAGCAGUAACAACAAUCUCGGCAGAUGCAACGAAGGGUACGAGCACGAAGGGAAACAGGAGAGAAAUUCCAAGUACGACGGGCAGGAUGAAAAAUUGUUGGAUAGAGCGUCGUGCAAAUACGAGCAAGAUGUAAGGGGCCACGAGGCUAAGAGAGGGUCGACGAUCAAUUAUGAUUAUCCCGAGGAGAUAUACGAGAGACGGAACAGCAAAUACGACAUGGAUGUGUCGAACAAGUACGAAAUCGAGUGCCAACACAAUAUCAAUAUCAACGAGAGGAAGCACGGCGACAGUCAAAUUGAACCUAACCGGGACUCCUCCAUACGAUACGAUUUGCCGCACGAGUUCAAAGUUGGAGAGAAGGUCACGUGUUUGAAAACCAGCAUCAGCGAGAGGCCCGUCCCUCACAAGAUAAACAUCGAGUAUCGCCAAACGAAAGACUUCGCAACGAGCCUCCCCCCCGAAAUGAGAAUCGUCGAUGUCAAUUGUCCGGAGGUGACUACAUUACCGAGCGAGGAUGAAUUGUCGAACGGAUCCGGGAGCGUGUCACCUCGGCUGAGAAGAGCGAACAAAUCGCAUCGUGGGGGAAAUUUAACGCCUUCGAGCGGUGGUUCGAGGAAUCAGAGUCCAAGGCCGAAGCCGGGCGUACGAAAUUCGCACAGGAAUUCGGCGAAUUUAACGUCGAGUACGCUUCAGGAAGAUCUGAUGAAACUGAUCAAUCCCGAUUACAUCGGGGACGACGAUCAAAUAAUAACGAAUAACAACGUGACCGCGAACGCGCUGAUCGCCAAUCAGAAUACGAACAAGAUGAACAACAACAACAAUAUGCUCGAGAUACAGAGCAGGUGUAGAUCGAGAGAGAAUUUGUGCGGCGGUAAUGGGAACGCGUUGACCGUGUUGCCGGCUAACGGCCAGGAGAACGGCAACACUGGAUCCGAAGUUAUCUUGACGAUGGCCAGGCCAGCCACGGUUAUUUCGAAUGCAAGCACAGCGUCGAGUCCCGCGCCGAGCGAGAAUAAAUUGUCGAAGGAAGAGAGAUUGUCACCGCGCGUUACCAAACCUCCCCAAUCGAUUUCCAAAGCAUCGGCCAACUUGACGCCGUCCAUCAAAGACGUCGCGAAAAAUCAUAACGAUACGGACGUGGACCGUUGGCCACAAAUUCACCACGUGGAUUCCAGAUCGAAGCAGCACGCCCAAGAAUGGCCCGACGAGAGACUUAUCGAUGGAUGCAAUACCAUCGCAAAUUCUGUGUCGGACUUGCAGUCUCAUUUGUCCACCCUUGAACUGAGAGUAGCCAGAGAAACUCGUCGAAGGCUUUCCCUGGAGGACGAAGUGCGUCGUUUGCGGGACGAGAACCGACGUCUGCAGGACGAGAGUCACGCGGCUGCGCAACAACUUCGACGUUUCACCGAGUGGUUUUUUCACACGAUAGAUCAUCAAUAAUCUUCAAACAAAUAUCGUAAUUCGAGGACAAUCGUUGGAACACAUGGAGCAGUUUCUUUUUCUUGUUUUUUUUCUCUUCUACAACCUAUCGUUCUAAAGUUACAAUCAUUUUGUUUUUUCUUUUUUUUUCGUAAGAGCAGUAUUAGUUUUCUCGAACAUCGACUAUCGCGUAUUCUCUUAGAGAUUAACGGGCGAAUGGAAAAGGAGGCAAUUUUAGAAUCGUCGCACGUGCAUACGCGUUAACGCGAAUUCUCAACUAUGUAUACGUGUAAUGCGCGUUUGUUCGCGAUAUCGUCACGAGCAUGCAUGCUCGGUAUUUUGUAUUAUAAAUGUUAUACUUUAAGGUAGCUAAUAAGAGUACAAUGUAAGUUACCAUCGUGUCACGCUCCAUCGAACUCUUCAUCCAAUGUUUACGAGAAAAAAAAAGAAAAAAAAAAAAAGUAGUGUGUAGAUGAGAGUAGCCGGCUUUAGAAAGUUGACUCGAAGAACGUUGCUUACGAUGCGCGUUGAUCACGAUUACAUCUCACUUCAAAAAAAAACGACCAAAUAUUGUUAGUUGUUUAAGAGCCACUUUAAUUCAUUCGUAAUUUAUUACGUAUUUUUUUAUAUCAUCGUUAAAGGAUCGUUCUCGUGCGUGUUUUUGAAACAUUCCUCGGUUACGGAAAUGCCACACCAACCACCCUUGCGAACCUGCCUUGGCCGAACGAGACUUAAACGCGUUAAUUCCUUAAAUCUGGAUCUUCUUCUUCGCAACUGAUAAAGAUGAUAAAGUGUAAAGCGAUGAGACAAAAAUCGAUCAAUAAAAAGAAAUGCACCUCA
Molecule: messenger RNA, 9314 nt
Organism: Apis cerana (Asiatic honeybee)
Lineage: Eukaryota; Metazoa; Arthropoda; Insecta; Hymenoptera; Apidae
Product: signal-induced proliferation-associated 1-like protein 2
Biological process (GO): regulation of small GTPase mediated signal transduction
Cellular component (GO): cytoplasm
Molecular function (GO): protein binding; GTPase activator activity
Source: RefSeq, a predicted model, not a curated record